Messenger RNA from Corticium candelabrum, 2549 nucleotides. RefSeq names its product collagen alpha-3(IV) chain-like. Gene Ontology annotation, molecular function: extracellular matrix structural constituent conferring tensile strength. Lineage: Eukaryota; Metazoa; Porifera; Homoscleromorpha; Homosclerophorida; Plakinidae. Gene Ontology annotation, biological process: extracellular matrix organization. Gene Ontology annotation, cellular component: collagen trimer. The transcript has 14 exons. The record is from RefSeq and is a predicted model, not a curated record. Bases 531 to 2333 code for a protein of 600 amino acids.
GGAAAGAGAAAAGCCUUGAUGCUUGUCGGUUUAAGUUGUAGCGAUAUUUGUCUUAGGUAAGGUGAGUCUCGGAAUAGGCCUAGCCUACCUACUAGACGUCAACGACACGUCAGUUUGAAAGUUUUCGAAUGCAGCGUGCUACAGCGGUUUUCGCAGACCGUCGUCACUGACAGUCGAGAGUUCGAAGCAAACGAGUGUCGAUGACAUGUGUCGACUGUAACAUCCAUACUCAUCGGCUGACUAGGAUGAAUGAGUAGAAUUUGUGACAGCUUGUGGUGCAGGGGGAAGCUCUAGAGUCUCUGCAGUCUCGUUGUUCAAGCUUGCAAGCGUUAGCAAGAGGGAAGACUCUUUCUAGGAACAUCGUGCUGUUGAUGUGUGAACAUGGCUCGUUGUAACAAUCGUGGACGACCUCAUCAAGUUUUGUUUUUCUGCGCAAACGCGUGCUCUGCUGGCUUCUGUCUAAUCCCUAUGUAACGGACCGAAACAGUCAGUUGUAAUCUUUGAGGCGAGUUGUCAGUUUUGAAGCAUCGAUGGAUGUCGUGCAUCUGUCUGUCAUUCUGUUCUGUCAGUUCGUCUUUACGCUGGCACUAGAGACAAGUUGCAGAUCAGAGAAUGUCUUGGGUGAUGAUCCGCUACUCAUUUAUCAACGGGCCGGUCAGGACGUAGUUAUAAAAUCUCGCGUUACCGUGGACAAAUGGCUAGCGAGACGAGGAAGCUCUAAGGCGACCAAUUCUCAGCUUGGUGCACAAGUCAAAGCUCUUCGAGAUAGGUUGAUGGUGUCAUCUAUCUCUCAAGUGUUUGAUGGUGCACAGUUUGGAUAUCAGACUUUAAACACCGAGUCUCCCCGUGCUUGGGCUACUGUGAAAGUUGGAAGUCUUCCAUCAAUCACUCCAGUGGAUCAGUUUUCAUCCAUUGUGAUUGAGAAUGGUGAGCGGCCAGAGAGGAUUUGUUUUAUAAUUGGUGGGAGACCAGAACCAUCAUUAAUCUUGAAGAAAGAUGGAGCAGAAGUGAAUGCUAGCGAAUACAAUAGAAAGAGCGACUGUAUUAGAUUUCAGCGAGUCUCAUUUGAUGACAGUGGAGACUACACUGUAGAAGUUUCUAAUUGCUUUGGGCAAGACUUCUUGGAAUUUAAUCUAACAGUCAAAGCUACUGCUGAGUCUUCCACUUCUUCAGUAAUGUAUCCUACUACAGCUACAUCUUCUAUUGUUUCUACAACAUUGGACUUGCCUACACAUUCUGGUGUAUCUCCUGGAACACACCAAACUAGAAAUCGCCCUACUAAGACAAAACUUGCUGGGACAUUGCCAACAGCAUCAUUUCUAGAUGCAACUAAACCGGGUCAAACAACGCCAGUCAUUGAUGGUAAUAUUGGAACUAAAGGCUUCAAGGGUGAACCUGGAGCUAAAGGUGCUAGUGGGCCACAAGGCUCUAAAGGCGAGCCAGGACUUGUUGGACCACAAGGUCCUGUUGGUCCACAGGGAAUGCCAGGACAGUCAGGUGGCCAGGGUGAGAAGGGAGACAAAGGAUCCAAGGGUGGCAAAGGGUCCAAGGGUGGCAAAGGGUCUCAAGGAAGAAUAGGGCCACCAGGAGAAUGCAGCUGUAAUCAAAAUGUAGGAUUUGUGGGAAGUACCACUGUUUCUACUGCCGAGCCAUCAAGUUCUUUACCAACAGUGCCUCCGUCUACCUUUGUUCCCUUUACACUGGUUGUGCGUCACAGUCAGAAUAUGGUUCCUCCUAAGUGUCCAAAUGACUUCAAGCAACUCUAUACUGGCUACUCUCUUGUUUUUACCCAAGGCUAUGGCAUGACCCUUGGUCAGGAUCUUGGUAAAACUGGUUCUUGUGUUCAACAGUUUACUACAGCACCUGCUCUUGCUUGCACUCGGGAUGAUUGUGACACAAUGUCCAGGACAGGCCAGCACAGCUAUUGGUUGGGCGUUUACAACCUUGAUCGGGCUCGGGAUAACACGUUUCUGCUUGGGAGGUGCUCAGUGUGUGAAGCUAAUUCUCUGCUCAUGACUAUCCACAGCCAGAGAAGCGUGCUACCUGAUUGCCCAGAAGGAUACGGCAGCUUGUGGGUGGGAUACAGUUUCUAUAUGGACGCAGGUGUGACGUGGAGGGGCACUGGACAGGACUUGUCGUCUCCAGGCUCUUGUUUAGAAAAGUUUGUUGCUGUGCCUUUUGUCGAAUGCAGUAGUAGUCGUUCUCGAUGUCGGCGUCAUAGCUCGGACAGAGGAUUCUGGUUGGCAGCUGUAGACGCAAACCAGAUGGUCUCCACAGUGAGCAGCGGAUCGACGCAACGUGUCAGUCGUUGUCGUGUUUGCUAUCGUCAGUGAUCGCACGGGAACUUGUUGAAUGCAAAUCAACGUUUGCUAUCAUGUGUUUGCACCAGCAAUUGAAUUAGCAUAUGUAACCAUAGUUCGCUAUGGCGAACUGUAUCACUCAGUCAAUUUCUGCAUUCGUGUCUGUAUACUAGACUCUCGAGUGUUGCAAGUAGUAGUAGACUAGCACUGCGAUAGUUUGAGUUCGAAUAAAACUUUAAAAUAAUUAGA